AUGAUCAUCAAUGCACUCAACUCCAGUGCUAAAGUUUUCAUGCACCUUCUUGUCUUUGAGCUUCUCAAAGACUUUCUUAGCAUUUUUGUCCGCCUUGUCCAGCUUGAGCUGUGCGAAGUUGACCUCCUCCACUGCCUCUCCCAGCUCAUUCAUCCAUUUCCUUAUAAUCUUCUUCAGAGACAUGAUGAUGAUCUGUGCUUAGAAUGCAAAAGAAAAGAAAGAAGAAAAGGAAGAAAUAGUGGAAGUGUUUUAGACAAUACCAGGGUGAUUGCAGUUCAGUUCAUAUAUAAUGCAGUUCAGUUCAUAUACCGUUCCAAAUCACUCCAACGGCUCUUUCUCCUUUCAGCGUCUCUGUUUGAUUUUCCCAACUCUCCAUUUCUUUCCUUCAUCUCUCUCAGGACGACAGAGACUCCCACAAGUUACAACCCAACGGCUCUUUCUCCUUUCAGCUUCUUGUUUCUUUUCUUUUCUUUGAUUUUCCCAAACUCUCCGUUUCUUUCUCUUCUUGAGAAUACCGGAGCUGGCAGAAAAGGGCUUAUUUACGCCACCAAUCAGGAUCUGUCACGUCAGACAUUUAAUGAGGAGGAAGCAGUACACUCUAUCACACAGGAUUAUUACUCAAUUAAAACUAAAAUCAUCAAACAGAAGCCCUUACCUGGAGAAACCCAUUCCAUCUCCUCCUCUCCUCUGGAGCCGCCACGGCGUCGUUCUGAGCUGGCGCUGACACACCCAACCUCAAGUUUUUCAAUCAAAGCAGUAAAGAUGGUGGAUGAUGAGGUCCAAGGUUUCCAUGAUAGUGACAUUGAUGAGCAACGAUGUUAUUGGAUUUAUGUUUCAUAUGAUUUAUGAGCAUGAUCAAUACAUAUCUAUGUGAAGAUGGUGGAUGAUGAGGUCCAAGGUUUCCAUGAUAGUGACAUUGAUGAGCAACGAUGUUAUU
Messenger RNA from Quercus lobata, 937 nucleotides. RefSeq lists its product as uncharacterized. The coding region runs from base 1 to 849 and encodes 282 amino acids. Lineage: Eukaryota; Viridiplantae; Streptophyta; Magnoliopsida; Fagales; Fagaceae. The transcript has 6 exons. The record is from RefSeq and is a predicted model, not a curated record.